This is a messenger RNA of Metarhizium robertsii ARSEF 23, 1050 nucleotides long. RefSeq lists its product as uncharacterized. The transcript has a single exon. Lineage: Eukaryota; Fungi; Ascomycota; Sordariomycetes; Hypocreales; Clavicipitaceae. The coding region runs from base 1 to 1050 and encodes 349 amino acids. The record is from RefSeq and is a predicted model, not a curated record.
AUGGCCGACAAAACCACCACGUUGCGACAGGUUCUCUGCCAAAAGAAACCGUUCCUACCUUGCACAUCGACAUCUUAUAGAAAUACCAGCAACGGUGGCUGGCCUUGGCUGCAGAACCAUGUCGUGAUCUGGGACGAGUUUAAUUUAAACACGCUCAACGAAAGCUACGGCCACGUUCUCGAUUUCGCCGUCGCAGAGCCUGUGCUAACAUGCCCUCAAGCAGACCAGAUGCUGGGAGGCCUUGUGAUGCAUAAGGCCGACGACAUGAAUCAUCUAACCAGCUGGAACGGUGGGAUGAUGGGGUCGACUCUCCAGUUCGCCAAGGCGUGUCUUGGACUUUGCCCAGGCGUAGUCCUUCGCCAACAGUAUUCGACCCCCGACAAAUUGCUUAUUCCCAAAUUGCCCGGUGCGUCAGCGAGACUCAUCGUAGAUCACGUAGUCUCGCUUGACGACUUCCCGGAGCAGCCACUGGUAAUUGGCCUCGGGAGACUCAGUUCGAAGUGGAGUGGCAGAGAGCUCGCGUACCACCUCGACAAUACGACACACGAGCUUCUCUGGCCCGUGAGACAGCUGGCAAAUCUUUGCCAAUUUGGCCAAACUCGAUACGGGUACAUUCAAACAGACCAGGAGCUGGUGGUUUGCUGCUUUAGCCAGGAGGCCGAGGGCGCUGAAAAGUGGAAGGCAGCAAUCAUGCCGAUCCCUUGGACCAGGAACGGCGUCGAUGUGCUCACGACGGAUCUUGCCUUGUGGUGGCUUUGUAUGCUCGCAAUGUCGGCUCGUCAUCAUCGCGCUAUUGUACCCGAGAGAGAAAUGGUCAAGAUCAACGCCUGGGAUACCGUCUACAUUGACGCCGAGCAUGGCUGGGUGCGUCGUCAUCGAUACUCGGGUGUCGACUUGCCCACGAACCCUCCUUCGCAAGGCAAUGCCACCGCCAUCGACGCCCACGUAAAUAGCGACUUCGAUGUCGAUCCCACAGCCGAUGACCCGUUGGAUAGCUUUUUCGACUCUGAUGCCCCCGACGGUGAUGCCCCCAACGGUACUGCUGGAUAA